Amphimedon queenslandica is the source of this 2030-nucleotide messenger RNA. RefSeq names its product long-chain-fatty-acid--CoA ligase ACSBG2-like. Bases 159 to 2021 code for a protein of 620 amino acids. The record is from RefSeq and is a predicted model, not a curated record. The transcript is spliced from 17 exons. Lineage: Eukaryota; Metazoa; Porifera; Demospongiae; Haplosclerida; Niphatidae. Gene Ontology annotation, molecular function: long-chain fatty acid-CoA ligase activity. Gene Ontology annotation, cellular component: membrane; endoplasmic reticulum.
UCCUCACAAGUUUACAUAAGACGUGGCCUGAUCAAAAAGGUGUGAUCAAGGAUAUCUACAGAUUCAGUUCUUCAAGGCUCAUUUAUAAACUUCAUCCCUUGCUUCCAUUAAUCUCUUCCAGUAGCUACAGCUUCCUAUUCUCCCCACUAGUAAUAGCAAUGGCUAGGCAGUAUUCAGUAGUACCUAAUGUUGAGCUCCCCAUUGAGCUUGGUUCUUCAGGACUAGCAGCAGAGGAUCCAAUCACUAUUGGUCAGAUGUUUCGAAAGACUAGAGAUGCUUAUCCAGACACCCCAGCUCUUGCCAGUAAAGAAGGAGACGAGUGGAAGAAGAUUAAUUUUAAAGAGUAUUAUACUCUUAGCCUGAGAGCUGCAAAGUCAUUAUUAAAGUUGGGUCUGGAGAAGUUUCACAGUGUUGCUAUAAUUGGAUUCAAUUCCCCUGAAUGGUUUAUCGGUGUCCUGGGAACUAUAUUUGCUGGUGGUCUGGUAUCUGGUAUUUAUGCUACUAACAAUGCUGAGACUUGCCAGUACAUUGCUAAUGAUUCCAAAGCUAAUGUUGUAAUUGUUGAGAAUGACAUGCAACUACAGAAGUUCCUAAAGAUUCGUAAAGAUUUGCCUCAUUUGAAAGCUAUUGUACAGUACAAGGGGAAACUGUCUGACACAUCACUUGAGAAUGUUUAUGAGUGGGAUAGUUUUAUGAAGCUAGGUGAUGAUACUGAUGAUCAAGUCAUUGAGGAUAUGAUAUCAGCACAAAGACCAUCAACUUGUGCUUUUCUUGUCUACACAUCUGGUACCACAGGAGAACCAAAGGGAGUUAUGCUGACCCAUGACAACGUUACGUUUGCUGCUAAAACCAUUGAUGCUACUAUGAAUAUUCUGGGACCAGGUGACUGUGUAGUAUCAUAUCUUCCAUUGAGUCAUAUUGCUGGAUUGUGUGUUGAUCUUUUUGUUCCUAUCAAUAAAGGAUCUACUACUUAUUUUGCUCAACCUGAUGCACUAAAGGGAAGCUUAGCUGUUACUUUGCGUGAAGUACAGCCACAUGCAUUCCUAGGAGUGCCAAGAGUUUGGGAGAAGUUCAUGGAAGCCAUCAAAGGAAUGCUACCUCCUCCAGGCAGUGGGCCCCCACCCACACCUGAGAUGAUGAAAGCUGUUCAAGCUAAAGUUUUAGCUGGAAUUGGUCUUAGCAGGUCAAAAGCUAACAUCACUGCAGCUGCUCCGAUCUCUAUUGAAGUACUUCAGUUCUUCAAUAAAUUGGGAAUACCAAUUUUAGAAGUUUGGGGUAUGAGUGAGCUGACUGGUCCUGGAACAACAACCACACUCAAUGAAUUGAGAACUGGAAGCAUUGGGAAACCUUAUAUUGGGACUGAAGUUAAAAUAGACAAACCAGAUCCAAAGACUGGAGAGGGUGAAAUUUUAAUACGUGGGCGUCACAUUAUGAGAGGCUACUUGAAUAAAUUGGACAAAACUAAAGAAACAAUUGAUAAUGAUGGAUGGGUCCACAGUGGAGACAUUGGAAGAACGGAUGAGGAAGGUUUCUUUUAUAUAACUGGUAGAAUCAAAGAAUUGAUCAUAACUGCUGGAGGGGAGAACAUUGCUCCUGUACCAAUAGAAGACCGCAUUAAAAAGCAUGCACCUUUCAUCAGUAAUGCCGUUCUCAUUGGAGAUAAAAGAAAAUUUAUUUCUUGCCUGAUAACACUAAAGGUUAAUAUUGAUCCUAAUACAGGAGCACCAACUGAUAAAUUACUUGAUGAUGUUGUGAAACAGUUUGUUGGUCUAGGCUCAUCUGCUACUACUGUAUCUCAAGUACUGGAGACAAAAGACAGUGCAGUUUAUUCUGCUAUACAAUCAGCCAUUGAUAAAGCUAAUGAAUCAGCUAUUUCCAGUGCUCAAAAGGUUCAGAAGUUUGUCAUAUUGAAGAAUGAUCUCAGUAUACCAGGAGGAGAGCUUGGACCAACCCUGAAGCUAAAACGUUUCUAUGUCAUGUCCAAGUAUUCUGAAGUGAUCGAUGAUAUGUAUUCUCAAUAAACUUGAGGA